Fonsecaea erecta is the source of this 828-nucleotide messenger RNA. RefSeq lists its product as hypothetical. The transcript has 2 exons. Bases 1 to 828 code for a protein of 275 amino acids. Lineage: Eukaryota; Fungi; Ascomycota; Eurotiomycetes; Chaetothyriales; Herpotrichiellaceae. The record is from RefSeq and is a predicted model, not a curated record.
AUGCAUCUUUCGAAAGCACUGAUCGCGGUGACGCCGCUGCUCGCCGCAGUCACAGGCUCGGCGAUACCAUCUCUCGAGACGCGCCAGACAGGAUGGCCGGCUUGCCAGCAGACACUCAGUUGCACGUUCGACCAAAUCCAGUCUUCAACCAUGCAAGAACGCUUGGCGUAUGUCCAGUAUAUGGAGAGUGAAUGGUUCGGUCCCUUGAACUCGGCCGACCAAUUCGGCGCCAUUGAAGGUGUCAUCACCUUCUUCAUUAGCAAGAAUCUCGGCGCUCCGAACAGCUGGAUCAGCUACGUCGACACAGGGAUCAUCGAGGCGAUCCAACGCGGUGGUGCCAUGGCCCUAGGCCUCAGCACAGACACUGGUGGAAAUCCUGGCACUACACUGUGGAGGGAUUUCUUUAUCGCCAUGCGAGACGGGACUUUCGCAACAAGACAGGACCACGACUACGCCUGGGGUGAGGCCGAAGCCACAGCGACUGAGUGGUCGAAGGCCGACAAGGCCGAUGUGCUGGCCGACGCACCCGCCACCCAGCAAGAGUUGAACUGGUACGAAUUUACCGUGCUGUUCAGAUGGAUUCUGCGACACGAGCCCGAGACCAUCCUUCUCUUGACGCCGGUGUUCCUGUUCGAGUCCGAGAACUUCGUGUACUGGCUUACAGACGUGACGAGGCCUGAGCCCACCAUUUGCGGGUCGCAGGCGGCUUGGGCGAUCUCAGGCACGUUUAGCUUUACGUUGGACAGUAUCAUUGACUUCCCUGAGAACGUUAUCGAUCUGUUGUCCGCGAUAUACAACUGUGGCAGUGACUUUUUCGAGAACUCUUGA